Messenger RNA from Pediculus humanus corporis (human body louse), 3942 nucleotides. RefSeq names its product turtle protein, isoform, putative. The transcript has 14 exons. Gene Ontology annotation, cellular component: axon; plasma membrane. Bases 1 to 3942 code for a protein of 1313 amino acids. Gene Ontology annotation, molecular function: cell-cell adhesion mediator activity. Gene Ontology annotation, biological process: dendrite self-avoidance; axon guidance; homophilic cell-cell adhesion. Lineage: Eukaryota; Metazoa; Arthropoda; Insecta; Psocodea; Pediculidae. The record is from RefSeq and is a predicted model, not a curated record.
AUGUAUUGUUAUGUUGUUGCGUGGGGAGUGGGAAUACCCAUAUACAUAUGGUACGACAGUUAUCCCACCCACAGUGGAGAGGGUUAUGAAGGCCGAGUGUCGAGAGUCAGUCCUGACUCACCCUACGGGCUCGCUUCGCUCAAUCUCACAGAUAUUCGUGAGUCCGAUCAGGGAUGGUACGAGUGUAAGGUGGUCUUCCUCAACAGAUCACCCAACUCGCAUAAAAAUGGAACGUGGUUCCACUUGGACGUUCAUGCUCCGCCACGCUUCAGUGUUACUCCAGAGGACAUAAUAUAUGUAAACCUGGGAGAUGCUAUAAUUCUAAAUUGCCAAGCAGAGGGGACGCCUACGCCAGAAAUACUUUGGUAUAAAGAUGCUAAUCCCGUCGAGCCUUCGGCAACAAUAGGUAUAUUUAAUGAAGGAACUGAACUCAGGAUAUCAAGUAUUAGACAUGAAGAUAUAGGAGAUUAUACUUGUAUAGCAAGAAACGGGGAAGGACAAAUUAGUCAUACUGCUAGAGUUAUUAUAGCAGGUGGAGCUGUUAUAAUGGUACCUCCAACAAACCAAACCAAAUUGGAGGGUGAAAAAGUUCAAUUCACUUGUGAGGCUAAAGCUCUGCCUGGUAAUGUCACGGUGAAAUGGCUUCGAGAAGGAGUGCCAAUAUUGGAAGUUGCUUCUCUUGAGACACGAGUAACCACGAGAAGAGAUGGAUCGUUAAUUGUCAACCCCGUGAAUGCCGAUGAUUCGGGAUUGUACACUUGCGAGGUUACUAACGGAAUCGGUGAACCUCAAAGUGCUUCUGCUUAUUUAAACGUAGAAUUUCCUGCCAAGGUUACAUUCACCCCAACCGUACAAUAUCUUCCAUUCCGUUUGGCUGGUGUAGUUCAAUGUUUUAUUAAAGCAAAUCCUCCUCAUCAGUAUGUGACGUGGACCAAAGAUAAACGACUAUUGGAACCUUAUCAAACCAAAGAUAUCGUUAUUAUGAAUAAUGGAUCUCUUCUUUUUACGAGGGUAAAUCAAAAUCAUCAAGGACGUUAUACUUGUACCCCUUAUAAUGCUCAAGGAACGCAGGGUUCUUCAGGUCCCAUGGAAGUUUUAGUGCGUAAACCUCCUGUUUUCGUCGUGGAGCCAGAAAGUCUGUAUCAAAAAAAAGUAGGAGAAACUGUUGAGAUGCACUGCGAAGUACAAGAAGCCGAAGGAACUCAAAAACCAACCGUACAAUGGCAAAGAAGAGACGGUGCUCCGUUACAAAAAAAUAGAAUAAGAAUUAGCGGUGGUAACAUUACCAUAGAAUCAUUAAGAAGGUCUGAUUUUGGAUUUUAUCAAUGUGUUGCCAGUAACGAAGUAGCUACCAUAGUCGCAGCCACUCAGUUAGUUGUAGAAGGAACUCAACCUCACGCACCAUAUAACGUUUCCGGAAAUGCUAGUGAAUUUGCCGUUACGCUUUCGUGGUUACCAGGAUACAGUGGCGGACCUGAUUACAAACAGGACUAUACCAUAUGGUAUCGAGAAGUAGGGGCUUCAGAGUGGUCAACCAUUCCGGUCACGCCAUCUGGAAGUACUCAAGUGACUAUAAACAGAUUAACGCCGAGUACUUCAUACGAAUUUCAAGUAAUUGGUAAAAAUGCAUUAGGAGAUGGAAUGCUUAGUAAAGUUAUCACCGUAAGAACUCAAGAUGUUGGAAUAACUCGUACCGUAUCGAAUCCGGUUGUAUCAGAAAAAGAUUUUAUACCAGCCCCUGAAGAUUCUGGUCCCAGACCCGGACCCCCUAAAAAUUUAACCGUGACCGAAAUUAAUAAUGGCUUCCUUAUAUCGUGGGAACAACCUAACGAAAGAGCUAAUCUUGUACUUCAUUAUACAAUUAAAUACAGGACGGAUGCUCAAUGGAAAACUCUUAAUAAGGGAACAAUAAGACCGGAGGAAACCCAAUAUCUCGUUAAAAAUUUGGUGGGUGGAAGAACAUAUUAUUUUCGCGUCCUCGCCAAUUCUCGUACUAGUUACGAAAGUUCAGAAGAAGUUAAAUUUCCCGUUCCUGCAAGAGUUAAACAUAAAGCAAUCAAAGCCGGUGUUGUCGGAGGUUUUUUAUUUUUCAUCGUAGCCAUUAUUUUAUCCGUUUGCGCCGUCAAAAUAUGUAACAAAAGAAAAAGGAGACGACAGGAAAAGGCAUACAACAUGGUUGCUUGUCGCAUUACAGAUGGUAGAAAUGGUGGACAAUUAUCCGGGGCAACGCAAGUGCCUUUGAAAAACCGACAUAAUGAAGGCGGAAUAUCAGGUGUGAUGAACGUGUUAAAAAUCAUUUCCCAUUGGUUGCCUGGUAGAGGUAGCAGAGUUCAAGGAGACGGACAAGAUGGGCCGGAGGGUUACGAAGAAUCGAAACAUUUGGGAAGCAUAAGUAGAUCCGCGGAUGGGAGAUUCGUUGUGGAUACAACAGCUAGGAAUAGCAUAGCAAGUGGAUCGAGCAGUAGCGACGACGGUGGAUUUUUAACUCGUCAAACCGGACUUCGCGUGAGAGCUUUCGACCGAGCAUCGUGGCGAAGACCUUUGGUCGCAUAUCCGAGCGAAUUGAGUUUGAGAUCGGACGGUACGGGACAGAGUAAUUUUGGAGAGCAUAAUAUUUUAAGGUAUUUAAGAGAGAAAUCACCGAGUCCGUUUUUUAAAGUACCUGCUUCACCGCUAACCACACCCACAUCAAGUGUUCUUGCGUACGGUCGAAGAAAAGGUUAUGCUUAUUCUUCGGCAUCUAGCGCGACUAGACGUUUUCCUCCAAAAUCACCUAGUCAGGCCUCUCAGUCACCGUAUUUUCAAAGACUGCCGCAAAUACCAGUUAUUUAUUCAAAUAGAAAUCAUCAUCCGGUAAAUUAUGGCGUCAUAUUUUCACCUUCGUUAAUAAAAUCACCGACGACGGCGACACUUCCGAGAAUAAUUUCAAGCUCACCGACAAAUUCGCAAAAUAUAACGCCGGCGUGGUCUCCAUCUUAUAAUUUUUCCGAUUUGAGUUCGGUACCGGUGCCCAGUUCGGGUGAUAGAUCAUUUCCCAGUUCCAUAUCACAAAAUCGACCCAAUUAUAUUCAGUUGAGAAAUGUCCACGAGAGGUACGCUCAAGAAUUACCCUCUCUUCGGGCCAUUCACGAAGAAACAUCGAGGCUUCCUCAAGAGGCUGCUUUUUUUCUUCCCGUACAACCCUCACCGCCGAGAAUUCGUAUUCCCUCCGGUUGGAAUGAUUACAGAUCGAAAUCAAGACUACCUCCUCGUAACGCUCGUCAGGCACUCAGUGCACCCGAACUUACUCGUGCUCACGACGAUCCCGUGACAUCGACGGGAUUACUAAUGGAAACAUCACCGGAAAGUAGAUCGAGUUCGAGCGGUUUCGGUAGCAAAAACACAUUUUCCCAACAGAAUCAAAGUUCCCAAAGCGGCGGGAGUGCGAACGAAUGGAGAAUUCCUCACUACAGGGGAAAUUCAGGUACGAUUCCCGCGACUCACGCUCCCCAACAAUCACGAGUACAAAUCCCAUCAUCACAUCAAUACAUUUCAAACUUUUCACCGCAUUUAUCAUCCGAACUACAAAUGCCAUAUUUAAUAAAAGACUGGUUUGACAUAACGGCCGAUAUUCAGGAAACGUCACCCGCUAGCGACCUGACAAAGGUCGACGCAUCCGUUGACGGUCACUACGAAUUCGAUGCGGCUUUUCCCGCUUCUCCUACUCCACCGAUAUCAGUUCCUAUAUCUUAUCCGAGGUCUACCUUUUCGACGGAUGAUGUGAUACAAUAUCCGACCACCCUUUAUCCUCCCGUCAACACUCCAGGCGCUUUAAGACCCAAAAGGACUAGCAAAUACGAUAACAUCGAAGCUCGCGUUCAGGCAAUGAAAGAAGAAUACUACGCGUUCAGAAGAAGACAAGAAAAAAGAAAAUUCAGUGAAAAAUUAGAAAGUGUUUGCUGA